Messenger RNA from Bombina bombina (fire-bellied toad), 2505 nucleotides. It is a transcript of the gene TARS2, whose product is annotated as threonyl-tRNA synthetase 2, mitochondrial. Gene Ontology annotation, molecular function: ATP binding; threonine-tRNA ligase activity. Gene Ontology annotation, biological process: threonyl-tRNA aminoacylation. The transcript has 19 exons. Bases 13 to 2241 code for a protein of 742 amino acids. Gene Ontology annotation, cellular component: cytoplasm. The record is from RefSeq and is a predicted model, not a curated record. NCBI's taxonomy places the organism in Eukaryota, Metazoa, Chordata, Amphibia, Anura, Bombinatoridae.
GUCUCAGCUGUCAUGGCUGCGCGCAUACAACAUGUUAGUGGUGUUGUGAUGUUCAGCAUGAAGUUAUUACCUUUCAUUAGAAGUAAACAUUUAAAUAAGUCAGAAAAGUUCGGGAUCCUGCUGGGCAGGACUGCCUGCAGAGGAAGCCACUAUGCAUGUUCAGGAGUGCACACACAGUCAUCUGAUAGGAAGAAAUUACCAGAUACACAAUCAAAACAUCUUCCUGAAUUUAUCACGGAGAGGCUUCAGUGCUUUGAGAAGCUGAGAGCACGUCAUGAAAAGAGACUUGCAGAAAGAGUCUUAAACAAUAGCCAACCCAUCAAGAUCUCUUUACCAGAUGGAAAAGAGCUGAACGGAGAGUCCUGGAAAACGACACCAUAUGAUGUAGCCAUAAACAUUGGACCAAGCCUGGCCCACAGUGCAGUUGCUGCCAGAGUUCAUGGAGUUCCUUUUGAUCUAAAUCGGCCCUUAGAAUCAGAUUCUGCAUUGGAGUUCCUGACAUUUGACUCUCUUGAGGGACAAGCUAUAUUCUGGCAUUCAAGUGCUCAUAUUCUGGGAAUGGCUCUGGAGCAGUACUAUGGGGGGCUGCUUUGUCAUGGGCCCAGCAGUGAAAAUGGGUUUUUCUAUGAUAUCUACCUGUCUAACAGCACAGUUUCAGGCAGCCAACUUCCAGAUCUGGAAGACAUUUGUAAUGCUAUAAUUAAACAGAAACUUCCUUUCCAGAGGGUGGAAGUUGCACAGGAUGACCUGCUGGAGCUCUUUAAGGACAACAAAUUUAAAUUGCAAAUUAUAGAGGAGAAGGUUGAGUCAAGUACCACUGUAUACAGAUGUGGCUCCCUUGUUGACCUUUGCAGAGGCCCUCAUGUCAGACAUACUGGUAUAGUCAAAGCUUUAAAACUUGUUAAAAACUCAUCAUCCUUUUGGAAAGGUGAUACCGCACUAGAUGCACUGCAAAGGGUCUAUGGCAUAUCCUUCCCUGAUAGUAAACAACUAAAAGACUGGCAGAAAGCACGGGAGGAAGCCAUUAACAGAGACCACCGUAAAAUAGGAAAGGAUCAGAGUUUAUUUUUCUUUCAUGACUUGAGUCCGGGAAGCUGUUUCUUCUUGCCCAGAGGAGCUCAUAUCUAUCAGACACUGAUAAACUUUAUAAAGAGUGAAUACAGAAAACGUGGAUUUGUAGAGGUAAUAACACCAAACUUGUAUAACAACAAACUCUGGGAAACCUCUGGCCACUGGGAGCACUACAGUAAGAACAUGUUCUCUUUUGCUGUGGAGGAUGAAACCUUUUCUUUGAAGCCUAUGAACUGCCCUGGACACUGCUUAAUUUUUGACCACCGGCCUCGCUCUUGGAGAGAACUUCCACUGAGACUAGCAGAUUUUGGUGUUCUGCAUCGGAAUGAGGUCUCUGGAUCCCUUUCAGGACUAACACGAGUCCGGCGUUUCCAGCAGGAUGAUGCCCAUAUAUUCUGCACUAUGGACCAGCUUGAAGAAGAAAUCGGCGGCUGUCUGGACUUUCUCCGUGCUGUGUAUUCUGUUUUUGGCUUUACAUUUAAAUUGUUCCUUUCAACCAGACCUGAGAAGUAUUUGGGAGAAGAGGUGGUCUGGCAGAAAGCCGAAGCGGAACUUGAGAAAAGUCUAAAUGCCUUUGGUGUACCGUGGGAACUGAACCCAGGAGAUGGUGCAUUUUAUGGUCCAAAGAUUGACAUCCAAAUACAGGAUGCCAUGGCUCGCUACCACCAAUGUGCAACAAUCCAGCUGGACUUCCAACUGCCAAUUCGCUUUAACCUCAGUUACGUAGGUAAAACUGAGGGCACAGUAGAGAGACCAGUCAUGAUUCAUCGCGCAGUUUUGGGUUCUGUCGAGCGGAUGUUGGCAGUUUUAGCUGAGCAUUACGCAGGGAAGUGGCCUCUGUGGCUUUCACCAUUCCAGGUCAUGGUGAUACCUGUGGGAAUAAAUGUUGAGAGUUAUGCUCUUGAGGUACAAAGGAAGAUGCAUGAUGAAGGGUUUAUGGUGGAUGUAGAUAUUGACCAAGGAACAACUCUUAAUCGAAAAAUUCGAAAGGCCCAGUUGGCACAAUACAACUUUAUUCUGGUGGUUGGCGAAAAAGAAAAAGCAAACCAUACAGUUAAUGUGAGGACCAGAGACAACAAACAACAUGGAGAAAGUGACCUUGUAGAACUCAUGGCCAAGUUGUCCGAGCUGCAGGAUUUACGCGUCAAUAAUGCAGAAGCAAUGUUCUAAAAUGCACUUGACCUAACUGGUACAGCAGUGAGGCCACUAAAUGUGCCUCUAAGUAAGAGUAGCUGUUAAACCUGGUGAUUUUGCGCUUCUCAGACCAUUACAACAAAUACAAGACAUUUGUAAUAAUGAGCACCUGACUGUAUAAAAUAAACUACUCGUCUUGCUAUUUCUACCUUCCUGUAUCAAGGCACCAUACAGAUGAAUUUGCUACUUUCUGCUUUACAGAGGUUUAUGUACAUAAAUUAUUCCCAUAUAUUUGUUUUA